AUGGUGCCCGUCUGGAUGGUGCCGCCGCCGCCGCUCGCUCCGCACAACAAGUUACCAGCCCUUCGGAAAGGAGGAAGGAGCCAACCCACCCACCCACCCACCCACCUACCUCCCCGGGCUGCAGCGGUAGUGCAAGCCGAGCCCGCGGGAGCGAGGAGGGGGCAGGAGGGGGAGUGGUCAGCGGGGGGUGGGGGCGGGCGCGGCGGCUUCAGCCCUCCUUCCCCACCCUCGACGCGCUCCUCUUAUAAGCUCGGGGCAGCCAGGUUCCUGCGCCGGGGGUGUGUGAGUGUGCGUGCGAGUGUGAGCGUGAGUGGCCGUGGCCGUGGCCGUGGCCGCCGCUGCCACCCGGACUGCUCCCGGGGCCCGGCUGCUCCGCGCGUCCGCCCGGGGCUCACGGGGGCCCGGGGCGGCCGCUGGUUGGCUCGCGCGCCGCCCUCGCCUCCAAUCCCCGGUGCCUGCCCUAAUUUCCUGAUCCAGGGAACCUGCCGCCGCAGCAGCUGUGCGCUCCCUACAGUCAUUACUGUACCUUCCCGGCAGCCGCCAGCAGUAGAUGCAGCAGAAGCAGCAGUAGCAGUUAGCACUGAUGCAACUACUGAGGCUAUUGCCACCGCCUUCCCACUAACGCGGCUUACAGCCCGGGGGGGACUUGCAGUUUCCAGGGGCAACAAGCGUCUCUCUACCACCCUCUCCUGCGCCUCAAAGGAGGCCGGUCCUGUGAGGCUGGAAAGGUACAGUCUUGACAAGGAACAAAAGACGUCUGUAUAUGAAGAAAUGACAGAUGACCACGUGUUAAGUGUCAGCCUUGAUGGAUUUAUACAAGAAGACCAAAGCAACUCAAGGAAGGGAGAGACCCCUGGAAUCCUCAGGACCUUUUGGUGGAGGCCCCAUAGGUGAUGCAAAAGACUGUCAUAUGAACCUGAAAGGGUAACUGAAACCGAAGAAAGGACCCUAGUGUCUAGCCAGACAUGCCACAAGGAGUGAGAAGGAGCCGACGUCUCAGCGAACAGGGCACGAGACCAGCUGUGCGUGGCCAGCCUCUGCUUUAGGCCCAAAAGGAAAAGAAAUUCACAGGAGACAGUGAAUCUCAGACUCUUCCUUGGUUAUGAGCAGGAGGUCCCUGGAUCCAAGAGGUAAGCAAGAGGAAUCUGGGCUUUGGUGUGGAAACUGCAUUCUGAAUUCCCCGGCACAAUUAAAAGGCCAACAGUAGAAUCACCAAUUAUCUACUUUCACCCACACAAGGUGGGGGAUCUUCAUGCUUGCCUGAAAUUCAGAAGAACCUUUU
Messenger RNA from Balaenoptera acutorostrata (minke whale), 1282 nucleotides. RefSeq lists its product as uncharacterized. Lineage: Eukaryota; Metazoa; Chordata; Mammalia; Artiodactyla; Balaenopteridae. The record is from RefSeq and is a predicted model, not a curated record. The transcript has 6 exons. Bases 1 to 894 code for a protein of 297 amino acids.